AUGGAAGAGGGCGUGGCGUGCAUGAAUGGAAAGUGCCCAUCAUCAAACUCAGUGUCUGAAUGGAAAAAGGGCUGGCCUUUGCGAUCGGGUGGUUUUGCUACGCUCUGUGAUAAGUGCGGGACUGCCUAUCAACAACUGACUUUCUGCGAAAUGUUCCAUUCGGAGGAAACCGGUUGGAGAGAGUGCACUUCAUGUGGGAAGAGUCUCCAUUGUGGUUGCAUUGCAUCUAGUUCGUUUCUUGAGCUAAUCGACACAGGUGGCGUGAAUUGUAGAGGCUGCUCUAAAUCUCCUUCUGAGGAAAGAGACAAAGCAUGUGAUCUUUCGGCAGAAAAUGGUGCUGCCAACCGGGAUAUCGAAACGAUUGUCCCCCCGAAAUCGAGCGAUGAUGCUACGAAUUCAAAAAAAUCCGAAAAUGAUUAUUCUGGCUCGGGUGAACAAAGAGGUCAUCAUGACUGGCUAUCGAGUUUUUAUCAGCCUUCUGUACAAGAAAAUAAAGGUCCCGGAAUUUUACACUCGUCGUUAGUCUCGACUGAUUUGAGCAUAAGUUUGUGUUCUCCUUCAUCAAAUGCGAAACCGACCACUGCAACUUCUUCCUUUCAACUGUCGUGUAGGCCUCGCCAGCUCAUACCGAGGCUACCGAUUCCUGUUCUUGCAGCAGGGUUGGAAGCAAACCCAAACUCCAUUCCACAGGUUCGUGUCGCGAGGCCACCUGUCGAAGGACGAAUCAAGAAUCAGUUGCUUCCACGUUAUUGGCCUCGCCUGACGGACCAGGAAUUGCAGCAAAUUUCUGGAGACUCGAAUUCUAGGAUUGUUCCAUUAUUCGAGAAGGUUUUGAGUGCAAGUGAUGCGGGUCGAAUAGGUCGUCUGGUUCUACCUAAAGCAUGCGCUGAAGCGUAUUUUCCUCCGAUCUCUCAGCCUGAGGGCCUUCCCCUGAGGAUUCAAGAUGUGAAGGGAAAAGAAUGGCUUUUCCAGUUUCGGUUUUGGCCCAACAAUAACAGCCGAAUGUACGUUUUGGAAGGCGUGACUCCUUGCAUCCAGUCGAUGCAACUACAAGCUGGAGAUACUGUUACUUUCAGCCGUAUGGAUCCGGGUGGAAAACUUUUGAUGGGAUACCGAAAAGCAUCGAACGCUACUUCUGCACCCAAGGAUUCACAGUAUCCCAUACAUAAUGGUGUUUUUCAAGGUGAACUACUCUUAAGCAACUCCGAAAAUCAAUCCAUAAUGAGCGGUUACUCGGGUUUUCGUCACACAAUGAGAGGGACCAGAAAUCCUUAUUUGGGAAAUGCAUCUAAGUUAGUAGCAGAAAAUCCAGUGGCCCAAUCGAUGCUUCUUCCCGAACGGAAAAGAAGAAAUAUUGGUCCCAAGAGUAAACGGCUGCUCAUUGACGGUCACGAUUCUUUGGAGCUGACACUUUCGUGGGAAGAAGUUCAAGAUAUGCUCUGUCCCCCACCAAGUGUCAAGCCAAGCACUUUCUCGGUCGAGGAUCAUGAAUUCGAAGAGUACGAAGAACCACCUGUUUUUGCGAAGAGGAGUAUUUUCGUUGCUCGUGUAUCUGGGGAGCACGAGCAGUGGACUCAAUGCGAUAGUUGCUUCAAAUGGCGAAAAGUGCCGAUCGACAUCCUUCUCCCUCCCAAAUGGACGUGCCACGAAAAUAUCUACGAUCAUACAAGAUGCUCGUGUUCUGCACCCGAUGAAUUAAACCCCAGCGAGCUCGAAAAUCUGCUCAAAAUGAACAAAGACUUCACGAAAUCAAGAAUUGGACCAAGUCUCAUCAAACCUGCGCAAAACGAGCACGAAACUCCCGACCCGGAAAACCCGACAAACCCAUCCGUAGCCGAGACGGGCGAACGAGCCGCCACCUCAUCGUCCGCAGCCACCACAAAGCACCCGAGGCACCGCCCGGGCUGCUCGUGCAUCGUGUGCAUACAGCCGCCGAGCGGCAAGGGCAAGCACCAGCCGACGUGUGUGUGUAAUGUUUGCUCGACCGUAAAGCGCCGCUUCAAAACCCUCAUGAUGAGAAAGAAGAAACGCCAGUCGGAACGCGAGGCUGAGAUCGUGCGUGGGUCCCACCACGUCGACACAGAAAAUGCAGAGGCUUUGUUGAAGGGAGGGUUGGAUUUGAAUUGCCGUCCGAUUAGGGAGAAUGUGGUCAGCAUGACGAGCCUCGUACGAGAAGCUAGUUUGCCACUCGAGAAGUAUUUGAGGCAGCACGGGCUGACGAGCUUGGUAUCAGACGAGCCAGUACCGGUAGAGAAUGUUGACAUGGCUCAAUCACAGGAGGAUCAUGGUAUUUGUACUGCUGGUGUGCAAGAACAGGAAGAGGAUGGUGAUAAUUUCUCUGAAAAGGGAUCAAAAGAAGAAUGA
This is a messenger RNA of Striga hermonthica, 2364 nucleotides long. NCBI's taxonomy places the organism in Eukaryota, Viridiplantae, Streptophyta, Magnoliopsida, Lamiales, Orobanchaceae. The record is from the annotation of a GenBank genome assembly.